Amborella trichopoda is the source of this 1357-nucleotide messenger RNA. RefSeq lists its product as uncharacterized. The record is from RefSeq and is a predicted model, not a curated record. NCBI's taxonomy places the organism in Eukaryota, Viridiplantae, Streptophyta, Magnoliopsida, Amborellales, Amborellaceae. Gene Ontology annotation, molecular function: sequence-specific DNA binding; DNA-binding transcription factor activity, RNA polymerase II-specific. Gene Ontology annotation, cellular component: nucleus. Gene Ontology annotation, biological process: positive regulation of DNA-templated transcription.
CGACGCCUCGACCCCUCGCACUGCAAACCAGGGCGAAGCAGCUCCCCAAUCUCUCUCCCUAACGUUUCCCGUCAAAAGCCAACGGAAAUUCACUCGAUCCGUCCCUCUCCAUUAACCUCUCUCUCCCCUGUAUGAUGGGUUUGAGUUUCUUGCGUUCUGAAAUCUCAGUUAACGCCGUUAAGUUGAUUACCACCUUUUUCCGUCACAAGAAAGCGUGAAAGAGAGAAGGAGAACAGACAGACACAAAAGAAGAGAGAGAAAGCAUGAAUCCUUGAGAGAGAGUGUGAGAGAAAAGGGCGGGAGGAAAAAAUGGCCGGUGGUAGGGUUUAUGGGGGAUCGAAUUUGAACGUUGUUCUUCAGGGUGAGGGCCUUCCUUGCUCGUCUGAUGCUCUCGAUGCUCUGCUUGUUUCCUGCUCUUCUCCCAGCUUUCAUGGCGCUCGAUCCAUGGUUAAUUUUGAAGAAAUCAAUGCAAAUUCAACAGAGGAGGACUUUGAUGAAUGCUUUCACCAACCCGAGAAGAAGAGGCGAUUAAGCCCAGACCAGGUUCAAUUUCUCGAGAAAAAUUUUGAGGUUGAGAAUAAGCUUGAACCCGAGAGAAAGAUUCAGCUCGCAAGGGAGUUAGGAUUACAACCAAGGCAGGUUGCUAUAUGGUUCCAAAACAGACGAGCUAGGUGGAAGACCAAGCAACUCGAGAAGGACUAUGGUGUCCUUAAAUCGAGCUAUGAUGCUCUCAAGGCUGAUUACGAGAACCUCCUCAAAGAGAAGGAGAAGCUCAAAACAGAGGUUGUUUUGCUCACUGAUAAACUUCUCAGCAAAGAACGAGAUUGCCAAGUUCCAGCAACAAACUGGCCGGAAAAACUCGAAUUGAAAUGCCAAACCACCCCAAAAACCGAAACAGUUAAGGAUUCAGACCUGUUGCUCAAUUGCAAGCAAGAAGAUCUCAGCUCAAACAGCUCAGUGUUUGAUGCUGAGAGCCCAACUGAGGCAGGAAAUUCGCCCGAAUUCUUCGCUGGGAACUCCCCAGAAAUUUUUGAGCCUGAUAAUUACUCAGAUUCUUCUUUAGGCGAGGAAGAAAGUGGCAAAGUUUGUAAAGAGAGAUUCAAAUCGCCUCAGGCUUUCGUUCUACCCAAGCUUGAGGAACCCACCUAUCCCGAUCAGGCUUCGGGUACUUGUAAUUAUGGAUUCCAUGUAGAUGACCAAGAGCCUCUCUGGUUCUGGCCUUAUUGAGGGAGAGCUCUGUGUUCAUGUUCCUGUAUUUCCUUUUUCGUUUUUUUUUCGAGCUAAUGCGAGAAAAUAAGCAUCAUGCUUUGAGAUUUUCAGCAAGUGAGAAACAUUAGGCUUUUCCAUUUUUCAUGCA